AUGAAUGACUUUUGGUAUAAUGAAACUAUUAAUACCCAAAGAAACCGUAGUGGUCCCAUUCCAGUUGCAAUUAAACACAAUUCGCGGGAUAAUUCUGAAGAAUUUAUAAACGAGUUCAACAUCAAUUUAUGA
This is a messenger RNA of Funneliformis mosseae, 132 nucleotides long. NCBI's taxonomy places the organism in Eukaryota, Fungi, Glomeromycota, Glomeromycetes, Glomerales, Glomeraceae. The record is from the annotation of a GenBank genome assembly.